AUGGGCAUUCACCACCUUCACAAAGUAAUCGCAGAUCACGCAGCAAAGGCUAUCAACGCAAAUGAAAUCAAGAGCUAUUUUGGUAGAAAAGUGGCUAUCGAUGCAUCAAUGUCGAUAUACCAGUUUUUGAUAGCCGUGAGACAGUCAGACGGGCAACAGUUGACAAGUGACACUGGAGAGACGACGAGUCAUUUGAUGGGAAUGUUUUAUCGCACGAUUCGAAUGGUUGAAAAUGGAAUUAAACCCGUCUAUGUGUUUGAUGGAAAACCGCCUACACUGAAAUCGGGCGAGCUUGCCAAGAGAUUGGAACGUAGAAAAGAAGCAACCAAGAAUCUUGAAGAAGCUCACGAAACCGGCGAAGCGGCUGACAUUGACAAAUACAGCAGACGCACAGUGAAAGUGACCCCAGAGCAUAACGCAGAGUGCAAAAAAUUAUUGAAACUUAUGGGAAUUCCAUAUAUAGAUGCUCCUUGUGAAGCAGAAGCUCAAUGUGCAGCUCUUGCACGAGCGGGAAAGGUCUUUGCGGCUGCAUCAGAAGAUAUGGACACUCUCACAUUUAACGCUCCAAUACUUCUUCGUCACUUGACAUUUACCGAGAGUAGAAAGAUGCCCAUUGAUGAGAUACAUCUUGAUAAAGCACUAGAAGGGCUAGAACUGAACAUGGACGAAUUUAUAGACCUCUGUAUUCUAUUGGGAUGUGAUUAUUGUGAGUCAAUCAAAGGCAUCGGACCACAUCGUGCUUACGAGUUGAUCAAGAAACACAGAAAUCUCGAAACGGUUAUUAAAGAACUCGAUCCCAAGAGAUAUCCCAUUCCCGAUGAUUGGCGUUACAAGGAAGCACGAGAGCUGUUUCGUAAUCCGGAUGUUGUUGAUCCGACAACCGUCGAAAUAAAAUGGAACACCCCAGACGUAGAUGCUGUUGUUGAUUUCCUUGUACGUGAAAAAGCAUUCAGUGAAGAGCGUGUCCGCAAGGGACUGGAUAAAAUAACAAAGAAUAUUAAAGCUGCGACGCAAGUACGCUUGGACAGUUUCUUUACUGCUGCUCCCGCCAAAGAUACACCUAAAAAGCGAAAGGCAGAAGAAACAGCAGCCAGUAAAAGUAACGGAAAAACUAGCAAAAAACGACGAUCAUCUAACAAGUAG
Molecule: messenger RNA, 1143 nt
Organism: Paraglomus occultum
Lineage: Eukaryota; Fungi; Glomeromycota; Glomeromycetes; Paraglomerales; Paraglomeraceae
Source: the annotation of a GenBank genome assembly